This is a messenger RNA of Saprolegnia diclina VS20, 267 nucleotides long. RefSeq lists its product as hypothetical. The record is from RefSeq and is a predicted model, not a curated record. The coding region runs from base 1 to 267 and encodes 88 amino acids. NCBI's taxonomy places the organism in Eukaryota, Oomycota, Saprolegniomycetes, Saprolegniales, Saprolegniaceae. The transcript is spliced from 2 exons.
AUGCGACCGGCCUGGCUGCAUGUCGUCGCUUUUGCAUGCGGGGUCUAUGGAGCGCGGCUGCGGUCGAUGGGCUCAGCGCUCAUGGUUGUGGCGAGUGAGAAGGCGCCCUCGGAUCAGCCGGGCCGGGCCAAGGCGCCGGCUGCCAUCAACCUCUUUGAGCCAACAAACGAGUGGAAGACCAUCGAGGAAGGCCAGCAGCUACCAGGGGGACUGUGGAUCCGAAUCAACUUGGCCACGGGGCUCAAAGAAGCUCGACUGCUCGAGUAG